ACUAAUUCUACUCAGGAUAACGGUCUCGAAUUUGGUGUGUACGAGUUCCGAUACAAACAUGGCAACGUGGUUGGCAAACAAGCACACAGCUGCUUUGAGCUCUGCAUGUUACAGAAAUCCCGUGAUUAAUUGUUCUGUCGUAUCGCGCUCGUUCCACACACCCACAGGACCUUGCUUGGCGUCAACCAGUGGCAGAAGACAGCUUACAGCCCGACAGACACCCUCAUCCAGGCCAGUAGCCCGCUGCGAGCGGCUGAGAGUGCACAGCUCAAGCGAGCAGGACAACGGACAGAAGGAAGGCGACAAGCCGUUUGGAUACACGCGCAAGGACGUCAUUCUGCUGGGUGGAGGGAUUAUUGGGUUUGGCUAUGCGCUGUAUUAUGGCCUACAAGCAGCUGGGGUGGACUCUCUGGUGGCUGGAAACGUUGUGCAGCUCUUUGUGUUCCUGGGCAUUGGAGUCGGCUACAUUUCCACCUACCUCUUCAGAGUGGCAAACAAGGAGAUGACAUAUGUGAAGCAGCUGGAGGAUUAUGAGGAGGCAGUCAUGAAGAAGAGGCUAGAGGAGAUGCCAGAGACAGAGAGGGAGCGCCUGCUGCAGGAAAUAGAGCAAGAGAAAGAGCAGAAAGUCAAGUGAGUAGUUGCCAGCUGAUUGUGGUACCUUCCUUGUUUGGUUUGCUGUAUUGAGCAAGAGGGAGAACGCACCAGGGAUGACCAUCCGGAAUCCGAAGGG
This is a messenger RNA of Coccomyxa subellipsoidea C-169, 730 nucleotides long. RefSeq lists its product as hypothetical. Lineage: Eukaryota; Viridiplantae; Chlorophyta; Trebouxiophyceae; Coccomyxaceae. The transcript has 4 exons. The record is from RefSeq and is a predicted model, not a curated record. Bases 59 to 634 code for a protein of 191 amino acids.